Sinocyclocheilus rhinocerous is the source of this 249-nucleotide messenger RNA. Its product is annotated as hydroxysteroid 11-beta-dehydrogenase 1-like protein. The coding region runs from base 16 to 243 and encodes 75 amino acids. The record is from RefSeq and is a predicted model, not a curated record. Lineage: Eukaryota; Metazoa; Chordata; Actinopteri; Cypriniformes; Cyprinidae. The transcript has 2 exons.
GACACAGAUAGCGCCAUGGAGAAAAUCAAAGGUUACAUCAACAUGACCGCCUACCCUGCACACGAAGCCGCCUGGCACAUUAUCGAAGCUGGAGCAUCUCGCCAGCCUGAGGCCUUUUACCCCUGGUACACAUUCUAUGCCUGUCUCUUCAGGGAUUGGUUCCCAUACUUGAGGGACCAGACGAUUCAAAACUCCUACACAUAUAAUCCACAAGUUUAUAAGGAACCAGUUACUGGAAGCUGAGUUUAA